AUGGACUCAAGGCUUCAUGGUGUCCCUCUUUCCACUACACAAAUGGCCCCAAAGGUCCCCGUUUCCAGUUCAUUAUCAGGUAUUAGAGCUCCCCUUACUAUGGAUGAUUCUGACUUUGAAUAUUCUGUUUCAGCCAAAAGUCAUAAAAAUAGUAGUUAUAGUAGUGGGAGCGAGACGGAGUAUGAGGGAUUUGUGAGUGGUGAAGAUGAGUUUGAAAGUGCAUCUGAGAGGCAUUUUGGGACUGACUCAGACGAGGAAGUUCGGGCUUCAACUCGUUUUGUUAAGGAGUAUGAUUUUGCAAGACCUGUUGUGAAGAGCCCAGGUGAAGAAAUUGUUCAAAGGAGUAGUAAUGUUAGUGAUUAUACUUUUUCUAGGCCUUUUGUGAAGAACUCGGAUGGUGAAGUAGUUCAAGGUAGUGAUGAUUUUAAUGAAUUUGCAUUUAGUAGGCCUUUUGUGAAAAUCCCAGAUGAAGUCAUUGAAGAAAGGAAUCGUGUUAAUGAAUUUGAUGAUUAUAGGCCUUUUGUGAAAAGCCCAGAUGAAGAAAUCAUUGAAGAAAGGAUUAGUGUUAAUGAGUUUGAUGAUUAUAAGCCUUUGUUGAAUGAUAGAGAUAAAGUGAUUGUGAAAGAUAACACAACGCCGGUUGUGGAUAUUGGGAUCUCAUUGCUGCCAAAAAUGGUCAUGCCAAUUGCCCUGGUAUCUGGAGACAGCGACGAUGAUUCUCCGCGCAGUGAGGCAAUGGAAGAUGAUGUUUUUUCUGCUGUUAUUAGGGUCCCAAGCGCUGAAAUGCUGCAGAGAGUGUACAGUGCCCCAAAAGUUAGAAUCUUAGAGGUAGAAGAAGAGGAAGCCAAUGAGUCAAAGUCUCACCAUGUGGUAGAACCUGAGUUUGUCGAGAACUUGGCUCCCAUAAACAUUUUGAAUAAUGUUUCAAGUUCUAAAUAUGAAGAAGAAGGCGAUGAGUCACAAUCUCACCAUGUGCUAGAACCUGAGUUUGUCGAGGACUUGGAUCCGAACAACAAUUUAAAUGGUGUUUCAAGUUCUAAAUAUGAAGGUGAGGGCAAUGAGUUACAACCUCACGUAGCAGUAAAACCUGAGUUUGUCGAGGACUUGGCUUCCAACAACAUUUUAAGUGGUUUUUUGAGUUCUAAAGAUGAAGGGUGUAGCUUUUGGGAGGACACUGUUCAUAAGGGUGCCGAUACUAUUGAAGAAGGAAAAAGCAAGUCUUUGAUGGAGAGUAAAGAGUGCGAUUCUUCGAAAGAAUCGUCCUACGAAGAUGCGACACAAUUAAAUGAAGAAAUUUAUUUAACUGAUGAGAUAGCUGACAAGAAAAAGUGUGUGAAUUUGGAUCAUAGUAGAAUGUCCAACAAUCUUAUGAGUCGUGUAAAUGAGGAAACAAAAGAUGUUGAGUCGUUGGGAAAUAAUGCUUCUCUUAUCUUGGAAGUAGAACAGGUUCUUCCUCAUGAAACAAUGAGUUUGCAGGAGAUGGACGAGGUUGUUUCCUUGGAUGAUGGGAGCUGUAGAAAGAGUAAUAUCGACGAUGCGGAAAAUGUUGUCCUCACCCAAAGUGACGCUAUUGAAAGUAGAUGCGGGGAAAACAUUAAUUGGACCAUGGCAUCUCACGACUAUAUCACUCCCAGAAAAAAUGAAUCAGUUAAUGAUGCAGCUGUGAUCGAUGAACUGCAGGCAGCUAGGGAGCUAGUAUCUUCCAUUCAUGGCCAUUCAGUUUAUUUCAGUCGAGAUGUUGCAAUAGAUGAUGAAUCAAUUGUUUCAGAUAGUCCUGCUACGCUUGUGUCCCUCAGUUCCAGUUUAGAGCAACAGAAAAAUUGUGAAGGGGACAAUGGCACAAUUGAGUUUCUAGGGGAGGUUGACAAUUCACUUUUGCAUGAUGAAAAUAAACGAGCUGUAGUCAUGGAACAUAGAUUACCUUCUACUUCAUUUGCUGGUGGACAGAGUUCCAGAGAUCAUUCACAGGAAAUUGAGCGACAGGUCAUGACGGACUCAGAUGAAGAGGUAAACUCUGAUAGAGAAAUUGAUGGGAGACAAGUUCUUAAUUCUGCUUCACUGGGUGCACUUUUGAAGGCAGUCACAGAUGCUGCAUCAGACAGUGGCAGCAUAAAUUUCUCGUCCGUUGAUGGAACUGAAGUUUUCUUUCUGGAGCGUCCUGCUAAUCUAGAGGACUUCACAUUGGAUUCUCUGAGAAAUAAUAAUCAACUGAGCAAUCACAGUUUUUUCAGGCGUUCCGAGGCCACAAUGGGAAUUGAUUCAGAGGAAUCUUUAAGUGAAGAAGAGAAGGAAAAGAUUGAGAAACUACAGCAGAUUAGAGUGAGAUAUUUGCGACUUGUCCAUAGAUUGGGUCGGUCUCCUGAUGAUCCCAUCGUCGCACAGGUUUUAUAUCAGCUAGCGCUUGCUGCAGGAAGGCCUUCUGCUCCAGGAUUCAGUCUUGAAUGCGCUAAAGCAACAGCUGUGGAGCUUGAAGAACAGAUUGAGAAUGAUCUGAGUUUUUCUUUGAACAUCCUGGUUAUUGGUAAAACUGGAGUUGGUAAGAGUGCAACCAUAAAUUCCAUUUUUGGAGAGAAGAAAGUGUUGAUUGAUGCAUUUGAGCCUGCGACGACUGAUGUGAAAGAAAUUAUAGGCUCAUUAAAUGGAGUUAAAAUCUGCAUCUUGGACACCCCUGGUCUUAGAACUUCUUUCACAGAGCAAUCUAUCAACCGGAGAAUUUUAUUGUCGAUUAAGAAAUUCAUGAGGAAAUGCCCACCAGAUAUCGUCCUCUACGUUGACCGAGUAGAUGCCCAAACCAGAGAUCUUACUGAUUUGCCCAUAUUGAAGUCUGUCACUACAUAUCUCGGCCCAUCAAUAUGGCAUAAUGUCAUUAUUGCUCUGACACAUGCAGCUUCAACUCUUCCAGAUGGACCCUCUGGGAAUCCCUUAAGUUACGAUGCAUUUGUUGCUCAACAAUCACGGGUUGUUCAACAACUUAUUAAUCAUUCUGCUGGUGAUAUGCAUGUGAUGAAGCCAGUUGCUUUUGUUGAAAAUCACCUUUCUGUCGAAAAGAACAAAGAUGGAGAAACAAUGCUCCCCAACGGAGAAAUUUGGAGAUCACAGCUUCUACUUUUAUGUUACUCUAUGAAGAUUUUAUCAGAAGUAAAUUCUGUGAUAAAGAAUCAAGAUCCUUUGGAUCAUACAAACCAAUUUGGUUUUCGGAUGUGUUCUCCAUCUCUGCCCUACUUUUUGUCUUCAUUACUGCAAUCCAAUGUUCAUCCAAAACUCUCAAAUGGCGGUGAGAAUGAUUCAGACAUAGAGCUGGAGUAUUCAUCUGAUUCUGACAAAGAUGAUGAUUAUGAUCGACUCCUUCCAUUCAAGCCAUUGAAUAAAUCUCAGUUUGCAAAGUUAAACCGGGAGCAGAGGAAAUCAUACUUUGAAGAGUAUGAUUACCGCGUGAAACUACUUCAGAAGAAACAGUGGAGAGAAGAAAUGAAACGGUUGAGGGACAUGAAGAAGAAAGGAAAAGACGGUUUACUUGAUCAUGUUUUCAUGGAUGAAGAUGUCAGCGAGGAAGCGCGAACUGCGGCAGCUGUAGCAGUUCCCUUACCAGAUUUGGUACUUCCGCCUUCUUUCGAUGGAGACAACCCUUCUUUUAGAUACCGGUUCCUAGAAUCCUCGUCCCAUCUUCUUGCAAGGCCAGUUUUCGACUCCCAAGGUUGGGACCAUGAUUGUGGAUAUGAUGGUGUGAUCAUUGAAGAUAAUAUUGCCAUCGCCAGUCGAUUUCCAUCAGUAAUUUCUGUUCAGCUAGCAAAGGAUAAGAAAGAGUUCAAUAUGCACUUAAAUUCAUCAGUUUCAGCAAAGCAUGGAAACAAGGGUUCAACCAUGGCAGGGCUUGAAAUCCAAACUGUUGGUAAGCAAUUUGCCUACACAUUGAAGGGUGAUACAAAAAUCCAACCGUGUAAGAUGAAUAAAACUUCGGCCGGAGUAUCAAUCACAUUUCUCGGUGAAAAUGUCGUCCCUGGACUCAAAGUUGAGGACAAGAUUGCAGUCGGAAAACAGUUACUUUUUGUGGGAAAUGUCGGUGCCAUUCAAUCUCGAGGUGAUGCAGCAUAUGGAGCCAACUUGGAGAUGCAUUUAAGGGAAAAGGACUAUCCCAUUGGUAAUGAUCAAAGCUCAAUAGGUCUUUCUCUAAUCAGAUGGAGAGGUGAUCUCAUCUGGGGAUGCAACCUGCAAUCUCAGAUCUGCAUUUGUCGGGAUUCUAAGUUGAAUAUUCAUGCCCGGCUGAACAACAAGCUGAGUGGACAGAUCUCUGUUAGGAUUAGCAGUUCAGAACAACUUCAAGUUGCUGUUCUCUGUCUCCUUCCAAUUGCCAAAGCCAUAUUCGGGAAGGUCUUUUCACAGUCCAUUGAAAAUUACUCUGCGUAA
This is a messenger RNA of Fraxinus pennsylvanica, 4404 nucleotides long. NCBI's taxonomy places the organism in Eukaryota, Viridiplantae, Streptophyta, Magnoliopsida, Lamiales, Oleaceae. The record is from the annotation of a GenBank genome assembly.